Brassicogethes aeneus is the source of this 681-nucleotide messenger RNA. The record is from the annotation of a GenBank genome assembly. Lineage: Eukaryota; Metazoa; Arthropoda; Insecta; Coleoptera; Nitidulidae.
AUGUCAAAGAUCAAACUCUCAUCUUACUUGAACCCAAUACCGAAUGGGUUUCUCAAAAUAAAGAAACAUCUGAAAGGUCUACCGCUACAUUUACCACAAUUACUAAUUCUAAUUCUACCGUUAGGUAUAUCCGAUAUAUCGGAUAGCAAUGUCGAGAGUAACAUUGAUUUUACGAUUGACUGCUACGCCGAGUUUUUCUGGAAUAAUUUCUCUAUACCGUGGGAUAUUUCAAAUAAUGAGGAACACAAACAGUUAAUGGAUGGUAAAUGCUCAAGGAAAAUAAAAACCAAACUAACACAUGGUGUCGUUGAUAAAAUGAGAACAUUUAAGGCGAUGUGCAUAAAAAUGAUAAGAAGAUAUCCUGUACUCCGCGAUCAAGAUGAAGAUAAUGUUAUCAUUGGAGAUGGUACUCAUUCGCUUUUCAACAAAUUGCAGGAGAGAAACAACUACUUAAACAGACCGCAUAAGAGAAACUGCAAUGACCAAAGGCUCUCACCAAUUGCGUCCAAGAAAAAAUGUUUAAGUGCUCGAGCUGGUUGUUCAAAUUGGUCUCCAAAUGUGCCAGCAGAAGUAACUGACGAUAAUGAACCCAUGCCCAAUUUAGAUGACUUUGAAAAAUUAAUGGUGACUUCUUACGCGCAACAAAGGAUGUUUUUGAAUGCUCACCUCCACCAUCUAUAA